This is a messenger RNA of Candida tropicalis MYA-3404, 840 nucleotides long. RefSeq lists its product as uncharacterized. The record is from RefSeq and is a predicted model, not a curated record. Bases 1 to 840 code for a protein of 279 amino acids. Lineage: Eukaryota; Fungi; Ascomycota; Pichiomycetes; Serinales; Debaryomycetaceae. The transcript has a single exon.
AUGAUUACUUAUUACUUAUUAUUACUUAGUUCAUUGAAAUUUUGUUUCUCAUUGACAUUUACCAAGUCAUUAAUAACUGGUGGUCCAUUUACUACGGCACCACCACCAGGAAUUGCUGUUUCUGAUACAUGCUUAGUUACAAUUUAUGAUGGUACUAUUCCUGAAACAUUUACUUUAAUUCCAUGUCCAUCAGAUGUUAGUAAUAUUCCAAAUGGUUGUACUUAUACAAGACUGAAAACAUUAUGUCCACCAAUGGAUCAUUGUGCAUGGAUUAAUAAUCCAGAAUCUAGUUUAAUUUGUGAUACUACUGAUUGUUUCCCUUGGGGUGCUUCUGGUGCAGAACCAACUUAUUUUUGUAGUGGUACUUGGGAAGCACCUACUUUUGGUAUUCCAUGUGUUGAAACAAUUAUAACAUCUUCGGUAUUUACUAGAUAUUAUACUUCUUAUAUUACUCAUCUGGAAUGUAUCUCUACUCCAACUACUAAUUCAAAUAAUGUUCCAACUUCUAAAUCUAUAACAGGUACUUUUGCAACCAGUACCCGUACUUUAUCCAAUGGAUGUUUAGAAAUUUCAAAACAAUAUUUUGACGUGAUUGAAUUUUCAACAACUUGUCCUGAUUCAGACCCUACUCCGACUCUUUUAACAACAUCAAUCCCACCCGAAUGUACAAAUUAUGAAGAAAGUGUUUAUUGUCCAGACUAUUGUGUAACAUAUAUUAAGUAUCAUGGUAGUGAUGGAUUUAUUGGACUUGGUAAAGGUACAAUUUGUGAACCUAAUGGUACUAGUUGUGAUUUUAUAACCACUGAAGAAACUCCAUGUUUUAUAUGUACAAAACAAUAA